AUCGGAGAAUUCAAAAUUCCAUGUUGGCAUAAUUACGUUUUCGUUUCUUAAUCCUUAAGUAAACUCCAAUUUCGAAAAUAUUCGUCACAUUCUUGCCUAUUGUCCCAAAACCAAACCAGUUUGUGGUUCUAGUUUCUUGCAAUUGAAUUCUUCCAAGAAGAAAGAGUGCUGCUAUUCAGUAUUCAUUAACAAUGUCAGAUUCCAUAAGCUUGAUAAGAAACACAUUUUCCAAUAAUUUUUCCACGGAGAUGUUGAGGAACAUGGGAAAAGCAGCUGAAAUCAUAGAUGGAAAGAAAAUUGCAGGCGAGAUUAAAAAAGAAUUGAAACGUGAUAUCGACAAAUGGAUGGAGAAUAACAAUAACAGGGCUCCAAGUUUAGUGGCAAUUUUGGUAGGAGAGGAUCCUGCCAGCAAAAAAUAUGUGCAAUUCAAGAUGCAAGCUGCCAAGGAAGUUGGCAUCACAAGUUCAACUAUCAAACUUGAUUCUUCGGUGACUGAAAACGAACUUUUGGAUCUUAUAAAUAAACUUAAUAAAGACGACAAAUGUGAUGGGAUACUGGUGCAACUGCCUGUGCCAGAUCAUGUUUCGGAAAGGAGAUUAUGUAACGCAGUUGAUCCAAAGAAAGAUGUUGACGGUUUUCAUAUAAAUAAUAUCGGAAAGCUCUGCAGUAACGUUGAUACGUUUGUACCUUGCACAGCUUUAGCGGUUAUAGAAUUGCUCAAAAGGUCAAAAAUUGAAACCUUCGGAAAGAAUGUGGUGGUAUGUGGGAGAUCAAAGAAUGUUGGACUUCCUAUGGCUAUGCUUCUUCAUUCUGAUUAUAGAAAUGAACUUCCCGGUAUGGAGGCUACAGUGACCAUGUGCCACAGGAAUACUCCUCCCGAUGAAUUAAUGUAUUUCACUAAAAGAGCAGAUAUAAUCGUUAGUGCGACAGGUGUUGUGAAUCUUAUCAAAGCAGAUAUGGUCAAACCUGGGGCUUGUGUAAUAGAUGUUGGUAUUACUAGAAUACCAACCGAAGAUGGAAAGUCAAAAAUUGUAGGAGAUGUUGAUUUUGAAGGUGUGGAAAAAAUAGCUGGACACAUAACACCUGUUCCUGGCGGUGUUGGCCCAAUGACUGUAGCAAUGUUAAUGAAAAAUACCUUCCAAGCAGCAAAGGGAUUGAAAGCUGUAAUUCAAUAACUCAUUGUUGAUCUCAACAAAUUUAUAAAUUGAAUACCUUGGAAGUAUUAUAAUUAUUAUAUCAUAUUUAUAAAUGCACAAUAACACAUAAGAAUUUUUAUACCUAAUAAACUUACUGUUUUAUUUGA
This is a messenger RNA of Harmonia axyridis, 1303 nucleotides long. RefSeq names its product bifunctional methylenetetrahydrofolate dehydrogenase/cyclohydrolase, mitochondrial (gene Nmdmc). Gene Ontology annotation, biological process: tetrahydrofolate interconversion. Gene Ontology annotation, molecular function: methylenetetrahydrofolate dehydrogenase (NAD+) activity; methylenetetrahydrofolate dehydrogenase (NADP+) activity; methenyltetrahydrofolate cyclohydrolase activity. NCBI's taxonomy places the organism in Eukaryota, Metazoa, Arthropoda, Insecta, Coleoptera, Coccinellidae. The record is from RefSeq and is a predicted model, not a curated record. The transcript has 7 exons. The coding region runs from base 192 to 1175 and encodes 327 amino acids. Gene Ontology annotation, cellular component: mitochondrion.